AUGACAUACAAAAACGCGCUAAAGCCGCUCCGAUAUCUUCCGGGCGUUACCCGCAGUGGCAUUUCUCGCUGUCAGCUCUAUAACAACCACCCGACUCUCUCUCCCCCUGCUGACACUCACAAACACACACAAGCACACAAUCACAUGUCCCUCAACAUCACUAUAUCCAACGAAAUCAACGGCGAGGUAUACGGCCCCAUCGAACUCAACCACGACAUGGCCCUCUCGGACCUCCUCGCUCUGUUGCAGAUCGAUUGCCACUACAAUGGCGCCAAACACGAUCUGUACGUCAACUCCACCCUCAUCGACCCACAACAACAGAACGACAAGACGUUAAAAGACUUGAAUUUCAAAGACGACGAUCUAUUGCUACUAAGACCAAAAUUCAACGCGACUUCAACUGCCGCCACCGCCGCGUCCCAUGACGACGACGAUGACACAUUCCUCUCCCUCUUCAGAAACGAACUUCUAAGAAACGAAACCCUGAGAAACCAAUUCGCUGCAAACGUACCAAACCUACAACAACUGCUAGACAACGAACAACAAUUCAAACAACAACUGGGCCCGCUUCUCCUACAACAGAGACACCAACAACAGGCAAACCCGUUCGGUAUCCCGCAACAAGAGUACCAGACCUUAAUGACAAACCCGGAUCAUCCGGCAAAUGCAAAGAGAAUCGCAGAAUUGAUAGAUCAACAGGCUAUCGAUGAACAAUUGCGUAAUGCCCUGGAAUAUACUCCGGAAGUCUUCUUCCCCGUGCCCAUGCUCUAUGUCAAUUUGGAAAUAAAUGGAAGCCCAGUGAAGGCCUUCGUAGAUUCAGGUUCUCAAAUAACUAUAAUGUCCAAGUCGUUGGCCGAGAAGUCAGGGUUGACGAAAUUGAUCGAUAAGAGGUAUGCCGGGGAGGCCAGGGGCGUCGGCAGGGGCGAAAUUAUAGGGAAGAUUCAUCAAGCUCAAGUGAAAAUUGAAACUCAAUUCGUUCCCUGUAGUUUCACAGUGUUGGAUUUGGAUAUCGAUAUGUUGUUGGGGUUGGAUAUGUUAAGAAGACAUCAAGGUUGUAUCGAUUUGGAGAAAAAUGUAUUGAGAUUUGCUGGAGUGGAAACAAGAUUCUUAAAUGAAUCGGAAAUACCAAAGAGUGAAAUAUUCGAACAAAAAUUGGAACCAACAAAGCCAACUCCAACAUCUUCCAUACCAAAACCUUCUCCGGGAGCAGUAGCCAAACCAGUACCAAAGACAGCCACGGCCACCGCCACGGUGCCAACUGCAACUGCAACAACAGCACCACACACCACACAAAGAACUUUCCCAGAACCACUGAUCAAACAAGUCACAGAUCUAGGGUUCACCAGAACAGAAGCCAUCAACGCAUUAAAUAGAACAGGUGGUAACGCAGAACUCGCAGCAGCAUUAUUGUUCCAGUGA
This is a messenger RNA of Naumovozyma castellii, 1419 nucleotides long. RefSeq names its product Ddi1p (gene DDI1). Bases 1 to 1419 code for a protein of 472 amino acids. The record is from RefSeq and is a predicted model, not a curated record. The transcript has a single exon. Lineage: Eukaryota; Fungi; Ascomycota; Saccharomycetes; Saccharomycetales; Saccharomycetaceae.